AUGCUACCACUACGCCGCGCCACGCCGUGCACGUACACGACCGUCGAGGAGCUGAGCUCCAACCGAAUCAAAGAGCGGCUCUCGCGUUCGAUCCUCUCCGAGUUUAGUGUCGAGGAGCAGAAGCUGCGUAUCGAGCUUGCUGCUGCAUACCGCCUUUUCGAACAUGCUGGGUGGAACGACGACGUGCUGAACCACUUGACGGUGGGCGUCCCUGAGCCCGACGGUUCCAAGUCGUUCCUGAUCAAUCCCUAUGGCCUGCGUUAUGACGAGAUUACCGCCAGCUCGCUACUGAAGAUUGACGCUAAAGGUCAAUUGAAGCACCCCGGCGUCGUCGGCGACAUUUUCAAGGUGAACCGUGCAGGUUUUGUCAUCCACUCUGCGAUUCACAAUGCCAAGCACGAGUCGGCGUCCGCCGUGCUGCAUUGCCACCACCCCAUCGUGACGGGAAUUGCAAGUACUCAAGACGGCUACCUCUCUUCGCUCUCACAGACCUCCUCGAUCAUUGGCCCACCCGGCUACCAUGACUUUGAAGGGAUUGUCGUCGACGAAAAAGAGCAAGAAUCCCUUGUGAACAAUCUCGGGGACAAGAAUGUCUUGCUUCUGCGCAACCACGGCGUGAUCACUACGGGUGCUACCAUUGGAGGGGCCUGGUACCGCAUGCACAUCCUUAUUCGCUCGUGCGAGAUCCAGGCAGUGGCCCAAGCGAGCGCCCCGGCCGGCGGCGGUCUCUACAUGCCGAAGCCAGAGGCGGCUCACAAAACCUUCGAGACGGCCAAGACCUUUAGUGGGCGCGAGCUGGGCACUAUGGAGUUUUCCGCUUUCAUGCGGCUUAUGGACAAGAAAGACGCCUCCUACCGCCUGUAG
Molecule: messenger RNA, 864 nt
Organism: Malassezia japonica
Lineage: Eukaryota; Fungi; Basidiomycota; Malasseziomycetes; Malasseziales; Malasseziaceae
Exons: 2
Coding region: 1-864 (287 amino acids)
Cellular component (GO): cytoskeleton
Molecular function (GO): actin filament binding
Source: RefSeq, a predicted model, not a curated record